GUGGAGCUCCUAACAUGAGGUCGGCGACAGUUGCUAUCCUGUUGUGUUUGCUCGCUGCAACCUCACAGGUUGAGGCGUUUGAAUGGAGCACCUUCAUCUCCACUAUGAUCAAGGCAUCGUACGCCUUUUGCUCUUUUGAUGACACCGCAUGGUGCCAUUAUUUCAACAGAUUGAGUUCGCUCAUAUCUGGUGUAUAUUCCACAUAUGACGAUGUUGCUACCGUCGUGGAGAUGGUGCAACAGCUUCGAGAACAGGGAUUGCUGUACUCCAAGCAGAUCCCCGAUGUGAUCCUCAGGUCCUUGCCGGCCAUAGAAAGAGCACACCGCAAUGGCAAGGAAGCGGUGGAGCUGGUUCGCGAAUUAAAAGAACUGUGGGAGGAGUACCAAAAAACCACCAAAAAAAAUGAAAUAAUGUAAUAAAAUAAUAUAAUAAAAAUAAUAUAAUGAAAGACUCUGCUACAGAUGCUGACAAACAACGCAUAUGGAUUCAGAGGACUAUUUCAAUUAGUACUGUUUGCAUCCAUCCUUUGAACAUUUCGCCUGAUGGUAUGAAUUUGCCGCAAUGUAGAGAUGUGCAUACAGGGUGACUUCUCGUUGUGCACAGAAAAUCGAACGGCUUGUAGGUAAUAGUGUACCAUUUUUUACGGAAACCAAUAUUUACGAAGCUAUUUCGGCUUUUUUGUGCUUCAUAAACCACAUGUCAGAGAAAAAUUAAGCUAAUUCACAUGGAAAAUGAAACAUUUCAUUUUAUAGACAUAAACAAAGUACGUUGUUCUCAAAAUGUAUGAAACAUUUCAGUUAUGAACCAAGACAAAGCGGAUCGUAGCAGCUGUAUUUUUCUUUGUGCGUGAGCUUGGCGAAUCUGUAAUUGAUAUAAAAUCUAUACACAAGUUCACGGUCUGUGUCAGUAGCUAAUAAAAUGUUCUGCACUA
This is a messenger RNA of Schistocerca americana (American grasshopper), 931 nucleotides long. RefSeq lists its product as uncharacterized. NCBI's taxonomy places the organism in Eukaryota, Metazoa, Arthropoda, Insecta, Orthoptera, Acrididae. The transcript is spliced from 2 exons. The record is from RefSeq and is a predicted model, not a curated record. The coding region runs from base 15 to 416 and encodes 133 amino acids.